AUGACGGGACCCAAGACUAGACCGUUACCAACGGUGGGUAAGCAAGCUUGUGAUCGGUUGUUGAGUUGGUUGAUUCGGAAUCUUCGUCUUUUAACCGAGCUAUGCGAUAAGGUGGAGUCAGUACUUGCCAAGAAACCUGCACCUGAAGAUGCCAAGAAGGUCGAAAUCCAUUUGGAAUUAACCCGUUUGCUUUCGGAGGGACAAUACUCAAUUAAAACCUUGGGUAAGCUUCAACAGUCCCCAAACUGGAUUUCUGAUGUAGAAGGACACCUGAGUACGAUGAUGCAUGUGCAGGAGGCCACGGACAAUAUUCGUCUUAUUCAAGAGCAACUCCGCCAACUCCGCCAACUCCGUGAGUUGUCACUGGCGGAUAUUGACACGUCUACACCCCAGGACUUGGACCAGGCGACCGUGGAUGAGGACUUUUCUGAGACUCAGACCGAACCGACAGUGCAACAACGUUGGGCUCCUCAACACUCAACACAGGCAGGGUCGACACCCACUCGCCAGUUACAUGACGAAGGGGCUAACAACAUGAACCAAAUUAGCCCCGUGAAACGUAAAAUUGGACGUACAAAGUCUAUACAACAGGUGGCUUCAUACGGUAAUGUCCAUGUCACUCGCAGAGAGUGGUCGUUGCAGAACGCUCAAAAUCGAGCACAACCGAAUCCGACCCCUGAGGAGAUGCCGGCUAAUGGUCCGGAUUGGUAUCAGGCAUCGAACGAUAAUGUCCAUGCUUCUCGCAGAGCGCGAUUGUUGACAAACGCUCAAAAUCGGGCACAAACAAUUCCGACCCCUGAUGAGAUGCCGCCUAAUGGUCCGGAUUGGUAUCAGGACUCGAAAACUUUAGUGAAAUCGCCUGAGGAGUUACAGGAGAAUUCUCAGGAUGCGGCGAAUGUCUCUAUUGAUACGAUUGCAUACCGCAAGCACCUUCCUGUUCAUCACGAUUGCUACUUGGAAGAAUCACAGGCAGUGAUACGUCAUAAAGGCUCGGAACCUACGGAGCCUAUCAUUACUAUAUCGACAGCGGCCGAGAUGAAAAUGCAAGUUUUUCAACUGACCCAACGAAUGAUGCAGGCAGAAGCAGAUGGACGCAUAGACGAUGCGUGUGCGCUACAGGGUCUAAUUCGUGCGUCGGAUGAGACUCUGAAGACGUGUUCAAAAACGGUCAACAAACGAACAUCGAAGGAAUGGCCACCCAACCCGCAGGGUAACUAUUAUUUGGACAAUCCGCAGAAGAUACAGUUACACGCUUUUAUCUCGGAAUAG
Molecule: messenger RNA, 1269 nt
Organism: Sphaeroforma arctica JP610
Lineage: Eukaryota; Ichthyosporea; Ichthyophonida
Exons: 2
Coding region: 1-1269 (422 amino acids)
Source: RefSeq, a predicted model, not a curated record